Messenger RNA from Nelumbo nucifera (sacred lotus), 2810 nucleotides. Lineage: Eukaryota; Viridiplantae; Streptophyta; Magnoliopsida; Proteales; Nelumbonaceae. The record is from RefSeq and is a predicted model, not a curated record.
UUCUCAUCUCAGCCAUUGUGUUGGUCGAGGAAGUAACCGAUUAACAUGGGUUUUCCGAGACUUAUGACCGGUAAUUUAGCCGAGGGGAACCACCACCCCAUACCCCCUGCCCCUCCUCCCUCUCGUUUGUCCAUAUUUCGCGGGAAUUCUCUCUCCAGCUGACGAUUCCACAAUUCAUAACCUCCACUGUUAUAUCUCUUUCAUCAGCUCAUCUUUAUUCCUUUUUCUUUUUCUUCAUUUUGCCUUUUUUUUUUCCUUGUAAAAUUUUUUAAUAAGAUUUCUCGUUUGUUUAAUGAAUCCCCAUCGUCAUAAAAAAUCACAACCAUUUGAGUUUUUAAUCCUUAUUUCAGUCCUGGUAUUAGUUGCAGUAGGUAAGGCUGAUGAUCUCUGGCGGCAAUUUCAUUUGAAAAGGAUGUUGGGCUUUAAUGACAGAAGGAGACAAUUAUUAGACACUGGAACCAUCAUCGUUCCAAGAGCUAGCCUGGUAUUAACCAGGACAGACUUGCAGGCAUUCUGCAACUUCAGGGAGGGAACAGCAGAGGUUUUGAUCGUUUUGUCGUAAUUGUGACAAGGGAAGAAAGAAUGACAGCAUCUACAGAGGAUGCCGCAGAGAAGAAGAGCGUGUUGGUGGGCAUUCGAAUCGACGGAUAUAGCAGAGACUUACUUAGCUGGGCCCUUGUUAAAGUCGCUGAACCAGGAGAUCGCGUGGUUGCAGUUAACGUUUCUCGAAAUUCAGAUCCUCACUCCAAAGAUAAGUCCUCGCUGGAUGAUUAUCUGCAAGUUUACAAAGGCCUGUGUGAUGUGAAGCAGGUUGAUCUCACAGGCUAUAUCUCGCGGGGGAAUUCGGUUAGGAAAGCAUUGGUGAGAGAGGCCAAACAAUGUGCUGCCAUUGCAGUAGUCGUGGGGAUUAACAGGCAUCAUGCUCUCGGGGGUUGGGUGUCAAUGGCCAAGUACUGUGCCAAAUGCUUACCGCCGAAUACCGCCAUACUGGCUGUCCACAAUGGGAAGGUUGUAUUUGAAAGGGGUUCGACAAACCAGCUUACAGUUGGCCUAAAAGGAGAUCCAAGGCCGAGCUUUUAUUCAGUUAAUAUUUCCAGGCUUAAGAAACAGCCUUCUUUAGUAGACGCAGAGGAGACGGAGAUUGAGAAACCCAGUUUGAAAGAUUGCAGUUUCAGUAUUUCUCAUGAAUGGGAUGAACCACCAUCGAGAUCAUCAUCUCUUCGUGUAAGAGAUGUGCCAGAAUCAAUGCCUGGUUGGCCCCUCCUUCGAAGAGCUGUUUCUGCAAUUCCUGAAACUAUGAGUGAUGCUGAAGCUAGAAAAAUGUCUGUUGUCCAAUGGGUAAUGAGCUUACCAAAUCGAUCCCCCCCACUCACUCCCAAGACCCAGAUUGGUUCUGAGAGUGAUAAAGAAGAAAAUCCUUCUGGAAGAGACAACAGCAAUUGUGUGGAUAAGAGUCACAGCAACUGCUUAUUAGCUUGGGAGAAGGUUCCCCAUGAGUUGGAGCUUCUCAUCAGGACAAACUCUCCAAGUUGUAGAUGGUUCAGCCAUAAGGAGCUCAAGAAUUCAAGAUCUCAGUUCUCAUCAGAACAUCUGAUCGGGAAGGGAGGGUGUAACCGCGUCUACAAGGGCUGUCUUCCCGACGGGAAGUCAGUGGCAAUAAAGAUCUUGAAAUCAUCAAAAGAAGCAUGGAAGGAUUUUGCCUUGGAAGUAGACAUCACAUCUUCAUUGAACCAUAAACACAUCACACCAUUGAUUGGGAUCUGCAUAGAAGACAACGAUCUCAUCUCGGUUUAUAAUUUCUUCUCCAAGGGAAAUUUGGAGGAAAAUCUACAUGGUACAAAAGAUGGAAUUGUACUGUCUUGGGAGGUGAGAUUUAAGGUGGCUGUUGGAGUUGCAGAGGCACUAAAUUACCUACACAAUGAUUGUUCUCGGCCUGUUGUUCACAGAGAUGUCAAGUCUUCAAAUAUUCUUCUCUCUGAUGACUUGGAGCCACAGUUAUCUGAUUUCGGUCUUGCUGUAUGGGCACCGACAACUCCACCUUAUUAUGAGAGCCACAGUGAUGUAGUGGGGACGUUUGGGUAUCUCGCACCAGAGUACUUCAUGUACGGGAAGGUUAGCGACAGAAUAGAUGUCUACUCCUUCGGUGUGGUGCUUCUUGAACUGAUUUCUGGAAGAAAGGCAAUCGGCGGUACAGGGACUACUCCCAUGGGACAAGAGAGUUUGGUCAUUUGGGCAAAACCAAUACUCAAAACCGGGGAUUUGGAAGGAUUAGUGGAUCCUAAUCUGGAAGGAAAAUUCGACGAGGCUCAGAUGCAGAGAAUGGUUCUCGCAGCAGGACUGUGCAUUACAAGGACAGCUCGUCUUCGUCCCAAUAUGAGUCAGAUAAUGAAGCUUCUAAAAGGGGACAAGGAUGUGGAGGAGUGGGCGAAAUCCUGUGGCAAUGUUGGGACAGAGUGGGAUAACCAAGAUGAUGAAGAAGUUUAUCCGGAAUCAAGUGCUGAGUCACUUCUAGGCCUUGCAUUGCUUGAUGUGGAUGAUGAUGAUGUCACAAUUACAUCUUUCAGCAGCGUGGACCAAAAGGAUUAUUUGAAGGGACGUUGGAGUCGUUCAUCUAGUUUUGAUUAGCUUCAACCUCCAACAACGAUUCUCUCUCUCCGUUUAAACAAGUUUUUGUCUAAUUUGUAGUUUUGUACAUUUGAGGAAAGAAAAAAAGUUGGACCCAAUAGUGGGUUUAUAUUACACGCAUCAAGAUCCAGCUCUGUAAUCUGUUUGUUUCAAUGUAAAAUUAAUUACUGGAAAUUUUUUCAGGC